AUGUCAACCAAAUCAGAUCGUCAGCAGGUAUUGAACGUUUUAGAAGACAAUUAUACCUCUGAUUUGUCCCUACAUUUGUAUUCGACCUUCUUGCUAAGACGAGUAAAUCCCAAUUUUCCAAGACAUACCUGGAGCUACUGGCCCCUAAAGUUUGCUGAUGUGCCCAUUCCGCAAGACAAUUUUGAAGACGAUAUAGUUGAUGGGUAUGAAAAAGACAUAGAUUAUGUUUCUGUACUCAAGCGUAAGGUGAGCAAUCGAAAGAGCAGAACAGAAGAGAUGACCAGCCUUGAAGAUAAUACAAAAGAGGAUGAGGACAAUCCAAUCUACAAUGCUGAGGUUGAGUCGGAGGACGAACAGGAAGCGGAAGAUAGUGAGGGUGACAAUGAAGACGAGAAUUUAAAGAAGCUUUUGCUGAGACCUAUCAAUGAAAUAACAUACUUGGAACGCACUCCCAAUUCCAAGAAGUUACUUAUCAAUUCGUUGUCGUCAAUAAUCCAACAUAAAAUACAUGCAAGAGUAAAGGAUUUAAAUAUUUCUAAGACGAACCUAGCAAUUACGGAUGAUAUGGCAUCGAAUCCAGCUUUAUUACCACUAACUAUCCAAGUUGCAAAUCGGUUUAAUUCUUUGAUAGACACUUUGACAAAGAAGAGAACCUCUAAGAAAACAAUAAACUGGAAGGAUAUUCUAUGUACAGCAGUGAGAAAUGAAAUUAAUCCACACACCAUUAUAAAUACAAAGACCUACAAAGAUUUAUAUAACAAAUGCGAGAAGUUGUUCAGCAAAAUGCACUAUAACUACGAGUUUGAGAGCGAACCAGAAUGUGAGGGCCAGAUAAGAACUGAAGAAGGGGGAUUCAACGUGCACGAAUAUUUGAAAACAUUAUCUAAUAGUGUCCAGGCGUCAGGUCAAAUUACUUAUAAAGAUUUAGUAGCCCGAUAUCUUAACGAUUUCUCUCAAAGAGGAAGAGAGGAGGCAAGGUUCAAGCAUAAUUUUUUCGAGCUUCUACGAAUCCAAGACCAAUCUUCAGAUAUUUCAUGGAGUAAGACGAAUGGAGAACGAGAAAGAAAACGUAGAAAAGUGUCGAUAGCAGAACCAAAGGUAGAGGAUUUGAAUGACGUGAAAGAAGAUAUUCUAGGAUCGGCUGAAUUAGAUGAAAAUUCAUAUAUGUUGAACCUUUAG
Molecule: messenger RNA, 1179 nt
Organism: Candida dubliniensis CD36
Lineage: Eukaryota; Fungi; Ascomycota; Pichiomycetes; Serinales; Debaryomycetaceae
Exons: 1
Coding region: 1-1179 (392 amino acids)
Source: RefSeq, a predicted model, not a curated record